AUGGACCAUAAAGUUUAUCACUUACUUUAUUAUUAAGUCCAUUUGUAAUUUAAUUAUUGUAAACUUCCAAUACCAUCACCCUUUAUUUUAUUUGAUGUUUCUGCAAUUAAUUAUCCUCUUCCUUCUUUCGUACUUUUUGCAGUCAGAAAAAUGAUACAUUAACAUUUCAUUUACCGUAUUUUAUUGAAAAUUUUAGGAAUAAAUAAAUGAACGUAUAUAUAGAAGAAGAUUUCGUAUAUCGGCGCGUUUAAUCCGUGUUAUUACGUUUCACUUCCGUCUGUUUAAUGAGUAUACAGGUAUUAAUUGAUAGGUACAUAGUGACCGCGAUAUUUUCCAUUAAGCGCGACUCAUGAUAAAUGGAGGAACGAUGCAUUAUCCAACAUCGUAUCUUUUACUCACAGCGUAAAAAUAUUGACGUCGUCAUUAUGUGGAUAUCGCGGAUUAUGAUCGUUCAGCCUUUGCAUCUUUGAGGAUUCUACGUUUAUUUCUAGUAAGUGUAAUCAUUAGCGCGAUUCGUGCGAUUACACGUGAAAAGUUAAUGAUAGUGUUGCUUUAUGUUUGUCAGCCUUAUAAAAAACGUACAGAAUGAUUUUUCGUCAAGCAACAGACAAAGCAUAAUAUUUUUGAGAAUAAACAAGGAAAACUUGAUAAUUGAAUUUGGACUGAAAAUAGAGGAAGAAGUCAGAUCAUUGCAAAAACGCAUAAAAUAUCAUUGCACGGUUGUAAAUUUUAUUUUCGCAUUAAUAAGAUGCUCGAAGAGUUUAGUAAAUGUUUUACGACAUUUUGUACAG
Messenger RNA from Heterotrigona itama, 791 nucleotides. Lineage: Eukaryota; Metazoa; Arthropoda; Insecta; Hymenoptera; Apidae. The record is from the annotation of a GenBank genome assembly.